Molecule: messenger RNA, 1103 nt
Organism: Macrobrachium nipponense
Lineage: Eukaryota; Metazoa; Arthropoda; Malacostraca; Decapoda; Palaemonidae
Exons: 3
Coding region: 35-451 (138 amino acids)
Source: RefSeq, a predicted model, not a curated record
UAGAAAGAUAGAUAACGAAAUUGGAAGAGACUUGAUGGAAACUAAGAAAACUAAUGAAGAUCUGGUCAGAUACAUCCAAGAAGUGAAUAAGACAUUCAAGAGUAUCCUCUCCGAGAGUAAAGGAAGACAGCUUGAGCUGGAAGAGAUGCAAAGCAACUUGAAGCCAACUGGGGAUUUCAUCUCAGCAUUUCAGUUACUGGACGAAACGGAGAAAAGCAAUUACAAACGAAAGGAUGAGCUAAUGAAAGGGAAGGUGUUAGUAAAUCGAUAUAAGACCCACACUAAAAUAAUAACCAAGUUGGCAGAGAGGCGUAAGCGCAACUUGACUGUCAUAAGCGGAGCUUUGUCAUCAUGCGUAACACUGGAAGAAGAAGAGGUGGAAUUUUUGAACAGUCUCAAUGAAAAAAUGUUCACUUACAGUGGACCAACAGGAGCAUGGGGUAUAUGGUAGAAAAAAAGUUACAGAGGUUUGUCAGUGCAGUUCAGAGGGCAGUUGUCUUCUUAACGGGCAACAGCAGAAUGUUGAGGUCUUUGUUUGCGGAGAAGUUGCCGAUGUUGGGUGCUUCAGUUCAUGAUACUGUCAUUUCUCCAGUGAUGAGCAACAGCAUUAUGACGUAUUUGCUUGAAAAAAAGCAACAGAUUUUGGAUAUAGCAAGUCAUUCAAUAAGGAAUUACCAGGCAUGGCAAGGAUGAGGAAGAAUAUGCAAAGAGGAGAAUAAAUCUGAAGUCACUCAAAGAACAGAGCCAAUUGACAAAAGGGUCAAAAUAGUGCUGUAGUAUUCGCUAUACCAUAACUUGUGAGACGAGAACUAUUUGAUGUUCUGAGACUACUCAUCGAAUAACUGUUCACGAGUGCUAUAUGAUCAUUUAGGACUUAAUCAUGCCCUUUGCUCUUGAUUUUGAAUGUCAGUAACGUUUGCAGACUAAUUUGACCUAGUCUGUGCCACCCGUUGUGAAUAAAAGUAUUUGUUUUUCUUGUCUGUGGUGACUGAACAUGGGAAGGAAUCUUAUUGUAGCAAUUAUUUUUUAUCUGUUUAAAAUUUGGUUAACACGAACUUUAUGUAUUUUAGAAUAAAUGCUACUAUUAAAGAUUGUAUGAGUAA